This is a messenger RNA of Haliotis rubra (blacklip abalone), 3274 nucleotides long. RefSeq lists its product as uncharacterized. Lineage: Eukaryota; Metazoa; Mollusca; Gastropoda; Lepetellida; Haliotidae. Gene Ontology annotation, molecular function: protein binding. The record is from RefSeq and is a predicted model, not a curated record. The transcript is spliced from 4 exons. Bases 157 to 3264 code for a protein of 1035 amino acids.
CCGGUUGUCAGUAAGCGGACAUGUCACAAACUGUUCACUUUGAAAUUACACAUCACGCCCCACAGACCGCUGGUUUGUAUGAAUAUUGGUGUCUGUAGAUGAUACUUGUGAGUAAGGCUGCAACAAUUACCACUAUCAACCUGGUCUGAUGACAACAUGUUUGGGAGACGUACCCCUCUCGCCAUGACACAACCGAGUGUCAGCAAUGGCGUGUCCUGCUGUGAGAAGCCAACACUUGUUAAUGAGAUCGAAGCCACGACUGUCACCGUUGAAAGCGACACAACUUACAUUAACAGACUUACUCACAAAGGUCGUAGCCAACCAGACAGCCCGUCUCAAUUUGAAAACAUCGUCCUUUCAACGUGGAAGCGUAUCAAGCUCCUAGAGUCUAAACCGCAUGUUUCAACUCGAGCUGAGCGAUCAGCCCAGCACCUACUGAACCAAACUGGAUUAGUUUUCAUAGAAGGAAAGUCUGGCUCUGGUAAAACAACAUUAGGGCUUCGGAUCCUGUCACAUACUGCAAAAGAAUAUGACAGGGUACCAGUGGUGUUAUCAGCGUGGCAGCAAUGGGAUUGUAUCCCCAAGGAACUCCCGAAGAAGGAAGAAGAACGUGAAAGCCCGAGUCGUCAUAAAUAUGUAGUUUUGAUUGACGACAUUUACGGCGCUAGCAACAAAGAUCCUAAACAAAUAGAGAACUGUGAGAGAUAUUUUCAUAUGAUGUGGCCCCAAGCCAAGUCUGGACAUGUUUUGUUCGUCAUGACUUCCAGAACAGAGAUAGCUGCGUUGUGCCAGAGACAACUGGUGGAGUAUGAAGUCACGAAGAAUGCAAAGUUCAUCAAUCUCGACGAUCGCAGGUAUUCCCUUACCGAAAAUGAGAAAAAGAAAAUGCUUACACGAAUAUGCAACUUGAAUGUUGGCGACUUUAAGCUGACUGAAAUAGUCCGCGCGGAUGCUUCCCUUGGGUUUCCCCAGUGUUGUGAUUUUUAUGCCAACAGCAGGGCGGCAAGGCAGAAAGGGGUCGACUUUUUCCACCAUCCCCAUGAGUUCAUCAUUGAGGAGAUAGACAAAAUGCAGGAAUAUGAUGGUACAGGAUACCUGGUCCUAUUAACGGUCUUGAUGAGCUCGGGCUGCUUGGAGGACAAACAAGCACAGGCAAUCGAUGGUCCUCUAAAAUCUCUCAUCAAUUCGUUGAAAGAAUGUUGUGUCAAUGUACCACAAGAAUUAACCCUUUAUGACUUCCAUGAAAAGGCUCAGUCUUUGUGUGGUGUGUAUUUAAGCCACACCGGAUGUGGGUAUGGCUUUCAACAUCAGUCUAUCUUUGAUUCUGUCUUUAUCAGUAUUUCAAGGAAGUAUCUAGACAUAUGCAUUGAGUCAUGUCCUGCAAACAUGCUAGUGGGGCUAGUUCGGACCCAGUCCGUAAAAGAUUCAUCCUCUGCAGACGAAGAUACUUUACAUGUAAGUCUGCCAAGAGAAUACUUUGACCUACUUGCUGAUCCCAUUACUGACCUACUUCUGAUAAGAGACUGUCCUGAUGCUUGUAUAUUGAGUCACCCGUCACUACAAGAUGAGGAAUUUGUACAGCACUUAGUACAAUCCUGGUCAGCAGAAACAAUGAUGACACUUUUAUUUCAAGAACAUACACCAACAUCCAUCUUUGUCCCACAUCCACUGGAAGAAAAAGAAAAUAUACAUCUUUUUACUUAUAACACUAUGCUGGCUGCUGUCCUUUUGAGAAAGCUGAACCGUGUAUUAAAGCAUGUCCUAGCAAGGGUAAACAGUUCUUCAAAAUAUGCAUCAGUUUUCCUGGCAUGUGCUAUCUAUAUGAAUGAUAACAACUGCGUGAAGACGUUGCUUGAGUUGGGAGUAGUUCCUGAUGACGAUUGCUUCAGGUCUCUCUGCCAUUCCCCGUCCAUAGAAGACCGCUUAACUAGAGCAAUCUUUGCCCGAGUUGGAACGGACAUUGAAACUAUGAAUGAUUAUGAUGGCUUGUUUGGCCUUGCCGUGAUACGUGGAAAUACCACAUUGAUUAAACUUAUGAUGUCAAAGCUUGAUGGAAAUGAUGACAACCUGGACAUGUUCGCUAAGUAUCAGGAAAUGUUGUUGUCUAAACUUGGAAGGAAUGAAUUUCGUUCAAUACAUGGAAACAAGGCCUGGAAGCUUGACAGUCACGUAUCACGAUAUUGUGAUAUCAUUUGUGUCUUGUAUGAAACAGGCUGUACCACUGACAUCAACUAUCUAGUAUGGUUGUCAGCUGCCCUUGAAGACCCAACCCUGCUCAGAUAUUUCCUACAACAACCGAAUGUUAAUCCGUUAAACAGGUACUUUAUAUCUGAGAAAAAGGUAUGGAAGAAAACCACGUCUCUGCAACAAGCAGCGGCCUACGGUGGAGCAGAGUGUGUUCAGGAAAUCAUUGACUUCUUCAUCAACAGAGGCAUUACACCAUCCCAGUUCCUUGGUGAAACAACGCUAACUGAUUCAUAUUUUGACAGAGACAGCGUCCUGGGUUUAACAGUUUGGCACGACAGGUAUGAGAACAUGAAGCGAGUCUUAGAGGCAGGGAUUGAUGGAAGGAGAAGAGACGCUGAAGGGGAGACACUUUUACACAAAGUUGCCCAGCGGAUGCAUCCUGAAUUUGCCAAGUAUCUUUUGGAAUUAGGGAUACCCGUGUCCGAGAGGGACAACGAUGGUUGCACUGCCUUUGCGUCACUGUACUCACGGGGCAUGGACCGACAAUCUCUCUUUGGUACACAAAACACGCACGUUGGCUUAGUUAAGUUGCUAGUUGAAUCGGGAAGUGAUGUUAAUGAAUUGGACAGGUAUGGACGGUCGUGUCUUCAAAAGGCUGCUGAACGCGGAGACGUUGAAGCUAUUGACUAUUUGUGUGAAAAGGGUGCGGAUCUGAACCAGAAAGAUACAGAAGGAAAAUCAGUUUUACAUUAUGCAAUAGACGAGUGUGAUGUAGAGGUGUUGCGGUAUCUUAUCCAAAAGGGGGCCGAUGUUCAUGCAGUUGAUGACGAGGGAAGGAAUGCCAUUCACUAUGCUGCAGGAUCCGCUGUUCAAACUGUGGAAAAAAUCAAGUAUUUUAAAGACAUCCAUGGGAUACCUGUAUCUUCUCUAGACAACGAUGGUAGAACAGUUUUGUUCUAUGCAACCGAGUCCCGUGAUGAGGAGGUAGUUGAAUUGUGUUUUGACAUGGGUCUUGAUCUAAACCACGCUGGCCGAGAAGGGGCCACUCCAUUACAUAUUGCGGUAAAAAAGUUCUAACGAUCUUGAU